Messenger RNA from Eubalaena glacialis (North Atlantic right whale), 387 nucleotides. RefSeq names its product nuclear nucleic acid-binding protein C1D-like. The record is from RefSeq and is a predicted model, not a curated record. NCBI's taxonomy places the organism in Eukaryota, Metazoa, Chordata, Mammalia, Artiodactyla, Balaenidae. The transcript has a single exon. Gene Ontology annotation, molecular function: RNA binding; DNA binding. Gene Ontology annotation, biological process: maturation of 5.8S rRNA; regulation of gene expression. Gene Ontology annotation, cellular component: exosome (RNase complex); nucleolus. The coding region runs from base 1 to 387 and encodes 128 amino acids.
AUGGCAGGUGAAGAAAUUAAUGAAGACUAUCCAGGAGAAAUUCAUGAAUAUUUAUCAACAUUUGAGAAUUCCAUUGGUGCUGUGGAUGAAAUGCUGAAGACCAUGAGGUCUGUUUCUAGAAAUGAGUUGUUGCAGAAGUUGGACCCACUUGAACAAGCAAAAGUGGAUUUAGUUUCUGCUUACACAUUAAAUUCAAUGUUUUGGGUUUAUCUGGCAACUCAGGGAGUCAAUCCUAAGGAACAUCCAGUAAAGCAGGAACUGGAAAGAAUCAGAGUAUACAUGAACAGAGUCAAGAAAAUAACAGACAAGAAAAAGGCUGGCGACCUGGACAGUGGCACGGCUUCAAGAGGGUGUUGUAAUAAAUGCCCUCUGGGAACCAAAACCUAA